CGAACUUCUCUUCUAGGAGAAUUCCCAAGCAUCCUAUCGCAACGAGACAGUCAACCAUACAUAUUAACAACUUAGUAUUUCAAUUACUAUUUUUAAAAAUGUAUUUCACCUCCAUCCUUGCUGGCAUGGCUGCCCUCACGGCUACGGCUCAAGGAGGGCCCCUUCCAAGAUUUGAUCCCUACGUCGGCGACAUGAGAACAUUUUCCACUGCAGGCUGUUUAACAAACAACCAGGGAGUCGGAACUGUAACUCAGUCAAUGACUGGUGCCUGCCAACGCAACCCCGACCCUUUCAGUUCCAUGUAUCUCUAUAUGGGCGCCGGAUGGGUUUUCCGCGCACAUGGUGACCCAGAAUGCAAAGAUGAAGGAACCGUCAUCUCAACAAGUCUUACCGGGAGUCCAUUUGUUUGCAACAACCACACCAACGCAUGGGUUGCUUACCAGGUCGACCGCCUUAACCCUGGAAAGGCUUAAAGCUUAACAACAACUAUUGCUCUUUGACUGGGCAAUUUAUACAAUUUAAAAAUCAAUCGAAGACGCUUAAGGUCACGGGGAGUACGGGUUUAUUUACGUCGGAAUUUAACGUGUGAUCGAAUUUGAACGAUAAAAUGACAUGGAUUGAAUGCAGGACAUUCAUUGCACGACAAAUUUUAUACCUAGGUACAAUAUAGGAUGGGGGGCAUCGGGCAUUGGAUCUGGG
Messenger RNA from Daldinia sp. EC12, 699 nucleotides. The record is from the annotation of a GenBank genome assembly. NCBI's taxonomy places the organism in Eukaryota, Fungi, Ascomycota, Sordariomycetes, Xylariales, Hypoxylaceae.